Molecule: messenger RNA, 3252 nt
Organism: Mucor velutinosus
Lineage: Eukaryota; Fungi; Mucoromycota; Mucoromycetes; Mucorales; Mucoraceae
Exons: 3
Coding region: 1-3252 (1083 amino acids)
Cellular component (GO): cell periphery; cell septum
Molecular function (GO): chitin synthase activity
Source: RefSeq, a predicted model, not a curated record
AUGGCCCAUUCACCACAUGGAAACGAUCAAUGGAAGAUAUCGCACAGAGUCAACGCAACCACACAGCCAUCAUUGUCUUUAGGCAGAUCACAAUCACCGUUCUCUCGCAUAGACAGGUACAGGCCUAAAUCACCCAUCAUCAAGCGAGACUCCCCACAGCAUAGCCCUGACCACGAUCACGAGCAGCUCUACCCACCAGACAGCAUGCAGCAAGAUGGAAUCAAGCCGGCCACUGUGCAACAAACCAAGGUGGUCCCAGAAGCUGCCAUCACCCAUCAAGAUCACAUACCAUGGACUUGGUGGUCGGGAUACGCUUUCUUUCUCACAUGCUGCAUCCCCAACUGGGCAUUGUCUGCUCUUGGAGGCAAAAAGACCAAGCUCAUCCAGCAAGCAUGGCGAGAAAAGAUUGCGCUCUGCAGUGUCAUUAUUCUUUUGUGCAUCUGCCUUGGAUUCCUCGCAUUUGGCAUGCGUCUGGCGCUCUGCCCACAUGAAAGAGAGACCAACUCAUACUCAUUCUACAACCAAAGCACCGGCCAAACAGAGCUGACAUGGCGAACGGACAUCAAUGUCUACGGAAGACUCUACCCAUUCGACUCUGUCAACACAUUUCUCGCCACACGAUACAACAUUACCCUAUCAAAAGACUUUGAAGGAGCCAACCUCAGUCCAUUGUUCGAUGCAGAUCCUGAUAGCCUGUGCAGUUCCUAUAUGACACCCACCACUGAGCAUUGCACUGUCAUGAAUCCCUACACGCCAGAACCCACAGCUGCGCUCAACCACUCUUGCAUUUCUAUACACGAAUUGACAUCGUGGUUCAAUGCUGAUAAUUUGCUGGAAUUCAGUUGGGACGACUUGAAGCUUCAGUUGAAACAGCCUGUAUUGCUUCAUCAGCCCUAUUUGAUGGUACUCAGUGACACAGUCAUCGAUAUUCAUGCUUACCUGGUGGCAAAUCAGAGCAUUUUCGGAGACAAUGUAGACAUGCUUUUGAGGCAGACUGCUGGACAGGACGCCACGUACAUCUUUAGUGCCUGGGACGAUGCCAAAGCAGCUUGGCCCUGUAUUUCUCGCAUUUAUGCAGCUGGUGUGAUCUCGAGUGACACAAUGGGAUGCAUCGCCUAUGAGAUCGUCACUGAUUUCUUUCUAGCCAUGGUCAUUAUGCUCAUGCUAAUACGCUACAGCAUGGCUUUGGUGUUUCACUGGUGGGUCAGUCGUCGCUUGACGCUACCGGGUGGCCGUUCUCGAGGCAUAUUCGCAUGGAGAUCCAUUGCUGGCGGUAAUCAGUUCCCCAAGAAGCAUAGGCCGUCUAAUUCUUCAUCACAGGAUACACUAGUCGCAGAGAAUGGCCUGCUGCCUUCUGUUCCUAAAACGAGCAAACUAGAUAUAUUCGAAAACGAUCCUCGACACACCAUCUUGUUUGUAACAUGCUACUCGGAGGGCAGGGAAUCCAUCAAAAGCACACUCGACUCGUUAGCAGCAACCACCUACUCCAAUGAUCACAAACUUCUCUUCAUUGUAGCAGACGGUAUCAUUACAGGCUCAGGCAACAGUAGACCCACAUCAGAGAUUUGCCGCGAUUUACUCACAUUGGUGGACUGUGGCCCAGACGAGGAAGAACCAGCAUUCGAAUACGAGGCCAUUGCCGAUGGAGCCAAACGAGUCAAUCGCGCCAGAGUGUACACGGGGCACUACAAAUCCAUUCCAGCCAUCUUGGUAGUGAAAUGCGGCACUGCAUUAGAAGCGCAUCCCAACAAUUCCAAGCCAGGCAAUCGAGGCAAACGAGAUUCGCAAAUGAUCCUCAUGACAUUCUUUCAAAAAGUUAUCUUUUACGACGUAUUUUCGCCACUGGACUAUGAGAUAUUCUGGAAAAUGAAGAAGCUGAUGAAGGGAGGACUCUCACCCGACAAAUUCGAACUAGCGUUGAUGGUGGAUGCCGAUACAAGAGUAGACCCAGACUCCAUCACACACAUGGUGGCAGCCAUGAACAAUGAUAUUACACUGAUGGGAUUGUGUGGCGAGACAAAAGUAGCCAACAAAAGCGCUUCUUGGGUCACUGCUAUUCAGGUGUUUGAAUACUUUAUUUCGCAUCACUACGCCAAAGCAUUUGAAUCUAUCUUUGGUGGCGUUACUUGCCUGCCAGGCUGCUUUUCCAUGUAUCGCAUUAAAGCACCCAAGCAUGGCGGUUGGAUCCCGAUAUUGGCAAAUCCAGACAUCAUUCAAGAGUUCAACCUAACUACUGUGAAUACAUUGCAUGCCAAAAAUCUACUGCUAUUAGGUGAAGAUCGCUUCUUAUCCACUCUGAUGCUGCGUGUAUUUCCAAGAAGACAGAUGAUAUUUGUGCCCCAAGCCACGUGUCGCACGAUUGUGCCUGAUUCAUUUGCCGUGUUACUGUCUCAACGAAGAAGAUGGAUCAAUUCAACAGUACAUAACCUAAUGGAAUUGGCGUUGGUGUCUGACUUGUGUGGCAUUGCUUGCUUGUCGAUGCAGUUUGUCGUGGUCAUUGAUCUGAUCAGCUCUAUUGUUCUGCCUGCUGCCAUCCUACUUUUGCUGGCAUUUUUCAUCAACUUGGGGUUCACUGAUUCGCCUCAAUAUCAGCCACUGUUCAUUCUACUUGCCACGCUUGGUCUGCCUGCACUCCUCAUACUAUUCACUGCGAAAAAAGUGUCUUAUAUAGGCUGGAUGACAAUCUAUAUUUUAGCAUUGCCCAUCUGGAAUUUCGUGCUGCCAAUCUAUUCAUUCUGGCAUUUCGAUGACUUUUCCUGGGGAGAAACUAGAAAAGUCAAUGAAACAGCACGACAAAUGCACGCCAAAGACGAGAAAACCACGGCUUCCUCUGUCGAUCUGACUGUUGAAAAGAAGUUAUGGCAUCUGUGGGAGCUGGAGCGACUGAAAUCACCCACCAACAGGCCUCAAAAGACCAAACGAAGUGCGCCUUAUCCGUCCCCUCCUCCUUCACCGAAACCAGCCUACAGAGUAACCACAGUCUCUCCUCAGGUAGUGGGGCUCUCUCCAACAAUAUACCCUCCUAUGUAUCAACAUCCAAUGUAUUAUAACAUCGACCCACGAUCCCAACAUCAACAGCAUCUCUAUCGCAAUAACAUGCAUCUUCUGCCACCACAUCCACGGCCCCAAUCCAUCGCCAUGUAUCCUCAAAACCACCAUCCCAUGCCCAUGUAUCAGCAGCCACAACAGCUUUCGCAGAACAGUAAUCUGCAAUACAAUCUGAAUAGAAGGUUUUCUACCAGCUUCUACUAA